GCCCGGAUGAGGAGUAACGCCAUUAUUGCCAGAGCCGCCGAGAGCUCUCGCGGACGGCGACUGGACACAGGACGGCCGCGCCAUGAGACUCCUCCCCCACCUGCUUCUGCUCCUCUUGCUCGCGUUCCCCGCCACCCUCUUGCUCCGAGGCGGCCAUGGAGGCUCAGUAGCAGCAGCUCAAGAUCUUACAGAAGAUGAAGAAACAGUGGAAGAUUCAAUAAUUGAAGAUGAGGAUGAUGAAGCAGAGGUGGAAGAAGAUGAACCCACAGAUUUGGCAGAAGAUAAAGAGGAAGAAGAUGUAUCUGGUGAACCUGAAGCUUCACCAAGUGCAGAUACAACUAUUCUAUUUGUGAAAGGAGAAGAUUUUCCAGCAAAUAAUAUUGUGAAAUUUCUGGUAGGCUUUACAAACAAAGGUACAGAAGAUUUUAUUGUUGAAUCCCUAGAUGCCUCAUUCCGUUAUCCUCAGGACUACCAGUUUUAUAUCCAGAAUUUCACAGCUCUUCCUCUGAACACCGUAGUGCCACCCCAGAGACAGGCAACUUUUGAGUACUCCUUCAUUCCUGCAGAGCCCAUGGGCGGACGACCCUUUGGUCUAGUCAUCAAUUUGAACUACAAAGAUCUGAAUGGCAAUGUAUUUCAAGAUGCUGUCUUCAAUCAAACAGUUACAAUUAUUGAAAGAGAAGAUGGGUUGGAUGGAGAAACAAUCUUUAUGUAUAUGUUCCUUGCUGGUCUUGGGCUCUUGGUUGUUGUUGGUCUUCAUCAACUCCUGGAAUCUAGAAAGCGCAAGAGACCCAUACAGAAAGUUGAGAUGGGUACAUCAAGUCAGAAUGAUGUUGACAUGAGUUGGAUUCCUCAGGAAACUUUGAAUCAGAUCAUGCAAAGUAGAAGAGAUAAAGCUUCACCAAGAAGGUUGCCCAGGAAGAGGGCACAGAAGAGAUCAGUGGGAUCUGAUGAGUAAAUGUUCCUUUGUGCAACAAUUCAGUCUUUACUUAACCUGCCCUAAUAUUUUUCGGCCUGAUGGGAAUUAGUGCAGAGAAGCCAUAUCACCAUAGAAGGCAACUACUACUUAUGUGUGGACUGAGCAAUCAGAGUCUGUGGCGAUAAUAUUGUUGAAAGUGCACUGCAUUUAUUUUUCUAAAGUAACAAAUUUGUUUUGUUUUUUUUUUAACCAUUAAAAUCUAUGUGUGCGUGUGUAUGUAUGUGAGCAGUCGGUCUUACCAGAAUCAUCGUUGAACUACCUGAAGCAUGCCUUUAGAAUACUGCAUAUAAUGUUAUUGCCUCUUUCUUAUUGACAUAUUCUGAUAUUUUCUCCUCCAAGUCAGUAUUUGCCCAAUAUGAUUAUGGAUGUCCUGCCUUGGACUACUUUAAAGAAAAAAACAAUUUGCUUCUUCCUUAGAAUCCCAAUUGAUGACACAAAUUAGCAUUUGGUGGUUAUUGUUGCUGUUUGAGAACUAGUAUUCUAAAGGCACAAGCAGGAGCAGCUGCUUUUAGCAAUAGUUGUUUUGGUAUUUUGCUGCUGUUUACUAUAAUAUGCACCUUCAGAACACUUCCCAAAUGAGUUCAAGGGAUUUGGGGAUCUCUAGCCACAAAAUUGUGAAACAUGAAAAUUCUUGAUUUUGAUAUAUAAAAUCCACCUCACUCUCUUUUUAAUCAAAAAGAAAAUGGUGUGUUUGUGGAAACUGAGUUGUUGUGUUGUCCAUUGUUGUUCUAUUUCUUACCCAAGGGAUAGCUUUGGGAUUUUAGACAUACUUAGUUAUUUUUUUUAAGAGGUCAUUUGUCUCUCCUUAGUAGAAGCAUUUUGCUUAAGAAAAGUUGCCUUGGCUACAGACUAAAGCAAAAGGUCAGUUUGUUAGGGCAGAGAUAUAUUCCAACUAAUUCCAAUCUGUUAAAAAAAAGUUAGUUGGGUAUUUUUUAAAUGGUUAACCAAUUGUUUUUUAGCUAAUCUUUUGGGGAUUUGGGUUGUUGAUAAUAACCUUUUCUUAGUUAAUCUGAAGAAUUUCAAAAUUUUAAAUACUCAUUAUUUAAAAACCAGCAUUAAAUUGGACUUCAUAAAAUUCUCUUAGAGAGUUACUCUUAUCCUAGGUAGUAAAUUAAGUUUGGCAUUAUUGUCAGACUAGAUAAAGGCUAAAGUAUAUUAGUAUGAAGAAAUAAGAGGAUUUCCCCCUCUUUCUUUAAGCCAUAUUUUUCUGUGUAUAUUUUGUAAGGAAAUGGUACGUGAAAUUUUAGUGGCUGUUUAAUUCCUGUUUGUCUUCAUUACAAUCUCCACCUGCACCUAUGCCCACCCAAAAACAACAAAACAAAACACAAAAAAAUCUUUCCAAGUUGCUUGAGUAUUUAAACAUCUGAGCCAAAGUCAAUGACAAUAACAUAGAAGUAAUUGUAUAGUUUAUUAAUCACCUUGCAAGUAGGGGUGAAGGUGUCAAAUUAUCCGUGUUGGCAUUGCUAAACUAUAGAUUUUCUAUACCUGUAAUGUAAAGUGUCUGAGUUUUUAAUUGGGCUGUAUAAUCAGUAGUUUAUUUGGAAACAGGUCUUUGAGCUCUAAGAAACCACAUGGAUUUUUUGUUUAAUGUAAUAAGGAGACCCUCCACCUUCUCAAGGAAUGAUUCCCAAAUAUUUUUGUGAAUGUUCAAGUUUGUAAAACUACUAGAACAUAAUGCAGUGAGGUCUAAUUACAAAAUUUAAAUGACCUCUAGAGAAUUUUAUCAAAUACCUGGUAACACAGAGGAAAUGGCAAAGCCACACUGAUUGACAGGUGCCAGCCCUUCUGACUCCUAAGUAAUUUGCCUUACAUACCAGCCCCUCCACUUCUGAGGUUCAAGAUGGGGCCUCAGAAAUUAUUUGUCAUGUUUUAUUUUUUUAGCAUAGAUUGAGAACACUUGAAAACUCAGAUGCCAGGGGUCUUCUGUAGUAUCAGUAAGCGUUUAGCAGGAACUAAUUCUGUAAUAAAUGGAAUUCAAUUCCACACAUGGUUUGUUCAAGCACACUUAAUAAGUAGCCUAUUUUUUAAAUGUAAAUAUUUGGAUUGAAGUUUUUGUUUGUUUUGAUAUAUUCAUUUGCUACAUCAACCAUGGUUUGAGAAUUUACCUUUUGAACAACUUGGUUUCAGAAUCUGUAAAAUGAACUAAGAAUCUUGUGUAUCAAUUCAGAUGUGUGAGAAUAUGUGUUUAUAAAGAGUGGAUCUUUAUAAAGAUCUUUGAUUGUA
This is a messenger RNA of Molossus molossus (Pallas's mastiff bat), 3202 nucleotides long. RefSeq names its product signal sequence receptor subunit 1 (gene SSR1). Gene Ontology annotation, cellular component: endoplasmic reticulum membrane; endoplasmic reticulum. NCBI's taxonomy places the organism in Eukaryota, Metazoa, Chordata, Mammalia, Chiroptera, Molossidae. Bases 83 to 958 code for a protein of 291 amino acids. The record is from RefSeq and is a predicted model, not a curated record. The transcript has 9 exons.